GGCGCCGCAGGAUGUGUUUAGGCGCUGCCCAUCGACCCGCACAGCCUGAUCCCAGUUUAACGUUGUUUCAUGCAAAGUUGUUGUCCUGCCCUGGCUUGGCUUGGCUUGGCGCUGUUUUGUCAGUCGCUCAGCGCUAGCAGAGGCCAGCAGUUGGUUUUGCUUAGCCUUAUCCCGGCCAGCCACAAAAUGGGCAACAAAAUUGUGACAUUCACCGAACAGCAAUUGGAUGACUAUCAGGAUUGCACGUUCUUUACACGCAAGGAGAUACUGCGCGUGCAUAAACGCUUUCGUGAGCUGCGACCGGAUUUGGUGCCACGCCAAAUGACCGAGGGUCAGGCGUCGAGUGUCAAGGUUCCACGCGAAUGCAUUGAGAAGAUGCCCGAGUUGCGUGAGAAUCCAUUUCGGCGACGUAUCUGCGAGGCCUUCUCACGCGAUGGCCUGGGCAAUUUAUCCUUUGAGGACUUUUUGGAUGCUUUAUCCGUGUUUAGCGAACAGGCGCCGAGAGAUAUUAAAGUGUUUUACGCUUUCAAAAUUUAUGAUUUCGAUCAGGACGGUUUCAUUGGGCACGCCGACCUGAUGUCCUGCCUGACGACGAUGACCAAGAACGAGCUGAGUCCCGAGGAGCAUCAACAGAUUGCCGACAAGGUAAUCGAGGAAGCGGACGUCGAUGGCGACGGCAAGCUGUCCAUACUGGAGUUUGAGCAUGUCAUCUUGCGGGCGCCAGACUUUCUAUCCACCUUCCACAUACGCAUCUAGAUGUUGCAAGUUGCCAGUUGUUGUUGCAAGUUGUUGCCAGUUGUUGUUGCCUGCCACAUCACAUAAAAAUGCCAUCAGCGUGAUUAAGUCUCGGCCAGGAUCUGGCCAAUUGUCGUGACAAUGUGCAUGUCAAAUGUCACCCAGCUGCAGUUGUUAUAAAAUUUAUAAGCCAACCAUGUGUAUGUGUGUGUGUGUGUGUGCGUGCGUGUGCAUGAGGUGCGCGUCUGCGAUACCCUAUAAUGUAAACAUGCAUUCAUGUCUGAAGUAAUAAAGUUG
Messenger RNA from Drosophila navojoa, 1032 nucleotides. It is a transcript of the gene Cib2, whose product is annotated as Calcium and integrin binding family member 2. Gene Ontology annotation, molecular function: magnesium ion binding; calcium ion binding. Lineage: Eukaryota; Metazoa; Arthropoda; Insecta; Diptera; Drosophilidae. Gene Ontology annotation, biological process: calcium ion homeostasis. The record is from RefSeq and is a predicted model, not a curated record.